Molecule: messenger RNA, 1720 nt
Organism: Owenia fusiformis
Lineage: Eukaryota; Metazoa; Annelida; Polychaeta; Sabellida; Oweniidae
Source: the annotation of a GenBank genome assembly
ACUAGUUUGCGCAUGCGCAUUAACAAACAUCCGGUUAAAAAAUUUCAAACAUUAUCUCAAAAUUUGUUAGAUUAUUGUGAAUAAGAGGUAUUCAGAUACAUCAUUUUUGAAAUAUAAUGUCUGCAUUGUUUGCCUGUACUAAAUGUCACAGUAGACACCCUUUUGAUGAGCUUUCUUCUGCAGAACAGCUUUGUAAAGAUUGUCGAAAUGCCUUCCCAGUUGUAAAGUGUACGUACUGCCGUGGAGAGUUCCAACAGGAAGAUAAAACAAGUACAAAUCCCAUCUGUAAGAAAUGUGCAUACAACGUGAAGUCCUAUGGAAAGCCAUCUGUGUGUGAGUACUGUAACAUCCUAGCUGCCUUUAUUGGCAACAAGUGUCAGCGUUGUACCAACUCUGAGAAGAAAUGGGGCUCUCCCCAGACAUGUGAACAGUGCAAACAGCAGUGUGCCUUUGAGCGCAAUGAUGACAGCAGGAAUAAGGUAGAUGGUAAGCUGUUAUGCUGGCUCUGUACCCUUGCCUAUAAGAGAGUCCUAGCUAAGGCUAAGCAACAAGAGCAUGAGUCUAAACUAGCAAGAGGAAGUUCACAGGAAAAUGAUGAGAAAUCCAGCUCUGAUAAAGAACAAAGUUCAUCAGGUCACCAUAGCAACAAGCUACAUAGCAACAGCAGCAGCAGUAGCAAGCACCAAAGCAAACAUAGCAGUCAUCACAGGUCUAAGGAUGACGAGAAAUCUGGGGAUGAUCACCACAGAAAGUCUCACAAACACAAGCAUCACAGUGAUCACAGAUCUCAUCACCACCACAGUCAUCACAGCAAAAGGCCUAAGCUGGGGGACAAGUCGGCCAAUGGUUUCACAUCCAAGCUGUCUGAGCCAACACUAGAAGUCCCCACAGACCACAUGGUGGCAAUUACCCAACUCAGGGAGGAAGUUGAACAACUCAAGAAAACAAUACAAGAGAAAGACAGGACGCUUCUUGAGAAAGAUAAAAAGCUGACAGAGAUUAAGGCGCUGAAUUAUGAAAUAGAGAAAGAGUUACGAGGCAAGCUGACAGGACUCAGCAAGUCGACCACUGAUACCAUAGAUCAGUUACAGGUGAAGAAUAGAGCUCUCCAGAAGCAAGUGGUUGCCUUAUCAAAGCAGACAACUACAUCCAAACUGAAGCAGCCCAGUAGUACAACCAACAGUCCAUCCGUCUAACUACUUGCUCAAGCAACAAUCCCCUAAUACAAGCUGCAGGUUCAAUAAUAGCACAUAAAACAGUUCAUCUUCACACACAUGAGGUUCACUCCUUCAUGUUUGUAUAAUAGUAAAGUAUAUGAAUAUAUGAAAUGUAGAAUACAGUAUAUAUUAUACACCUCACAUAUGAAAUAUAUCACAUAUGUUUUUCCAUAUUAUAGGUAUAUUGCAUUAUUCUAAGGUGUAUGAAAGAUAUUUAACUAAAUAAUCCAAUUUGACCACUUUGUCAAUUAAUAUCAUUUGUAUAUGACACAAAGUGUCCAUAAAGUGUCCAUAAAGUGUCUAUAGUCCAUGGUAUGACUCCAGAAUGUGAAGAAUCAAUACCACACUAUAGCGCAAAAAUAUUUGAACCAAUAAUCAAGGAGGUGCAUAUGCUCAAUUUUUUUAAAAUACCAUUUGCUGAAAAAACUUCUGGCAUUCACUCCGAAAUACGUGUUUCAUUUGUUUUAUAUAUUUAUAAGAAGCAGAUCUUUAUAUAUAUACAA